This is a messenger RNA of Anthostomella pinea, 2991 nucleotides long. Lineage: Eukaryota; Fungi; Ascomycota; Sordariomycetes; Xylariales; Xylariaceae. The record is from the annotation of a GenBank genome assembly.
AUGGCUGGAAUAGAACGUUUGGAAAUUCAUAGUAAGUCGUACAUUGUCCGAUGGGUCAAAGUCGACGAGGGCCAUACCAUCUCGUGGAGCGUCCAGCCGCAUAAAAAGUCAAUCAAUUUCGGCAUCGUCAAGCACCCUGGCUCGGGCGCAACAAACCUACACUCCGUUGCCGGCGAUCCGAAUACCUCUGUCGAACAAGUCGACGGCACUGCCAGCACCGCCAAAGCCGGUCGCUCCAAGAACGAUGCCAGCACCGCGAAGGAACAGCUAGCCAGCAAGGGGUUCAUCCUGAUCAGGUGGCAUGGGAAGUGCGAGGCUGAUAAGGUGUCGAUGGGCACCCACGACGUGCUGGCCAGCCAGGGAGGGAUGUACGGCCUCAUAUUCGACAACACCUUCUCGAAACAGACGUCCAAGACCGCAACAUUCGUUCUGCUCACGUAUCCGACCAAUGCGCCACCGCAGGGCGCCCAUUACCUCCCCAACCUACAGGCCGGUGCCCACGCCAACACGAGCAAGACCAGUCUAGGGAAACAAAGCCCCCAUAUAGGUGCCGUCGUCUUUGAUUCAACCGAAAGUCUUCACAGUCAUGUGGCGGGAGGGAAAACUGUAUCGAUCGCCGGCCGUAGCGACGGAGGGGCAUCAUCUUCCACAUGCCAUACGGGUACACUAAUGAAGAGACGGAGAAAAAAGGGCCAGGGUCAUGCUCGCAGGUUCUUCUCCUUGGACUACUCCUCAUGCACCCUAUCAUAUUACCACAACCGCAACUCGUCAGCGCUCCGGGGCGCAAUACCCCUGAGUCUGGCCGCUAUUGCUGCUGACGAACAGAGAAAGGAGAUCACUAUCGAUUCUGGGGCUGAGGUUUGGCAUCUUCGAGCAUCCAACGUCAAAGAGUUCAAUGACUGGGCCCGAGCCCUGGAGAAGGCUAGCAGAAUCGCGAGGGGACUCGAAGCCGUGCAGGAACCGGCCCGGGACAAAGGGGAGAAGCUUACCGUGGCCACACCAUCAUAUGUGAACCCGCCGAACAACUGCCUGGAGGAAGAUCGAGAUUGGCAACAGGUGGAAGCCCUUGUGAGCCGGAUUGUCGGGACGCGGGAUGCUCUGCGCCGCCUCGUCAAGGACUUGGCUGUACAGAAGCAACCGCAGCGUCCUGUAAGCUCGCACCUGUCUCCAGGCACACAAGCCAUGCCAGAAGACGGCGACGGGUAUUUUCCCCCUCCAGCGCAGGAGAGACGGUCCUUCUGGAAGAGAAAGUCGAGUGCCUCGCCCCUGACGACGCCCAGCUCAGUCGCACCGGCGGUAUCCUCUGCACUAGCUGUACCCAUGCCCAGUUCAGUAACGAGGAUCACAUCAAAUGGGUCACAGUCUAAACGAAGGUCCAAUGGAGCCGAGCCAGAGGAGAAAAGCACCGAGGACCACUGCGCUGCAUUGCUUAACGACUUGGAUCUGGUCGUGGCUGAAUUCACUAAUGUCCUCGCUAAUAGCAAACGGCGGCGCAUCCCCAUGCCUCAUUCAUCGACGUCGAGGAUGAGCUUUGAAUCGACGAUGUCGGCAGAUGAGUUCUUCGACGCCGAGGCGGGAGAUACCGAGAGCAGAACGCAAGUUAUGAGGAUCGACCGUCCUGGGAGUGACGAGGAUUCGCAUGACUCUGGUGCCGAUGAUGCCUCUAUCGACGAUUCGUCUUCAAUUUCUUCUGUGGAGGAAGAAGCAGCGGAGCUCGCGGGUACCAGUGGCGCAGCGGCAUUCUUUCCAGCGAAGCCCAAAGCUCUUCAUCCUCUGCCGGUUGAUAUUGCAGUCGACCGUCGGGAGACAGUCCCGCCUGCUUCUGUCCCUCCACCUAGCCUCAUUGCAUUCCUACGUAAGAAUGUCGGCAAGGAUCUCAGCACGAUCAGCAUGCCUGUCUCGUCCAACGAACCCAGUUCAAUGUUGCAGCGGGUAGCGGAACAGCUGGAAUAUGCUCAGCUCCUCGACAAUGCCUCGCAGCAGAAGUUCCCGAGAGACCGGUUGCUCUUCGUCACUGCUUUCGCAAUCUCAUCUUUCAGUGUCAACCGAGUCAAAGAGCGUGCCAUCCGGAAACCCUUCAACCCCUUACUUGGCGAAACCUACGAACUUCUUCGCACUGAAAGCGAAGUGCCAGGCGGCUUCCGUCUUAUAGUCGAGAAAGUAACUCAUCGUCCUGUCCGCCUCGCUAUGCAGGCCGACUCGGCAUAUUGGUCGUUGACGCAAAGCCCGGCGCCCGCAAACAAGUUUUGGGGCAAGAGUGCCGAGAUAACCACGGAGGGUCGAGUCCGUGUAGCACUCCGGCUAUCUGAUGGGACGGAUGAGCUAUACUCUUGGAACAUUGGUACGAUGUUCCUACGGAACGUGGUGAUGGGUGAGAAGUAUGUAGAGCCAGUUGGGACCAUGACGGUAUCCAAUGAGUCUACUGGUGCGAAGGCCAAUAUCGAGUUCCGAUCCAAGGGCAUGUUCGGCGGUCGUAGCGAAGACGUACACGUUGACAUGUACGGGUCGGAUGGCGCACCUACUGGCACAAGUCUGACAGGAACGUGGACCAAGUCUCUUCAGGUCGUCGAGGCGGGCAAGAACACAGGCCAGGAGAUCUGGAAAGUUGGUCAGCUGGUGCCGAACGCACCGACCACGUAUGGUAUGACCUCUUUCGCUGCCACCUUGAACGAGGUGACACCUAUCGAGAAGGGUCGACUGCCACCAACUGACAGCCGGCUUCGCCCCGACCAACGCCUCGCCGAACAGGGGAAGCUCGACGAUGCUGAGACUUGGAAGGUAAACCUCGAAGAGGCACAGCGCGCCAGGAGGAGGGUCUUGGAGGAGAAGGGUGAAGAGCACAAGCCUAAGUGGUUUAUCAAGGUGGCCGAUGCUCCCGAGGGAGAAGAGAUGUGGCGGCUCAAGGGCGGGAAAGACAGCUACUGGGAAGAGAGGGGACGAGGCGAGUGGAAGAACGUGGAGAGGAUAUUUGAUGUACCAAAUGAACAGUAG